Molecule: messenger RNA, 234 nt
Organism: Penicillium verhagenii
Lineage: Eukaryota; Fungi; Ascomycota; Eurotiomycetes; Eurotiales; Aspergillaceae
Exons: 2
Coding region: 1-234 (77 amino acids)
Source: RefSeq, a predicted model, not a curated record
AUGGCUCAACUAUCGCAGUUCUAUCUUUUGUCGCUCAUAAGUAUGAGCUGCGCCUCCUCGAUGAUUUCUGGUUUCUCGAUCAACUCUCUCAGGGGCCGUAGAGAGCAGUUUGAGGCGAUUCCUCUGAAUAUCGCAAUGCUGAGCGCAAAAGAACCGUAUGACAAUGUUCAUGAGCAUCAGAUUCAGAGCAUGUAUGAAAGCUACUCUAUUCUGGGAAUAGUCUGCAUCCACUGA